This is a messenger RNA of Trametes versicolor FP-101664 SS1, 405 nucleotides long. RefSeq lists its product as uncharacterized. The coding region runs from base 1 to 405 and encodes 134 amino acids. The record is from RefSeq and is a predicted model, not a curated record. Lineage: Eukaryota; Fungi; Basidiomycota; Agaricomycetes; Polyporales; Polyporaceae. The transcript has 2 exons.
AUGAGUCGCAGUGGACUCCCGGUGCAAGCUACUCAGGAUACCUCCCUGUCGGCGCAUCCCACGCCCACAGCGCCUGUCCUGAAGUCUCCGGAAUACAGCGACCAACUCGCCCUCUCCUCCAACCUAUCCACCUCCUUUGACGGCGCUCCGCACCUCACCGUCAACCGCCCUGUGGACCAGAGCUUCAUCGUCAGCUCACAGUAUCAUCCUCCCGACCCGUCUGCAACCCUCACGUGGUGUGGCGUGAUGAAUCCGCCUCCUGGUCGUUCCCCCGCAAACGAAAGCUGGUCCUGGGAUGAUACUUCAGCUUCAGGACCUAGCGAUCACCCCGGCGGUCAGGAUACCUCCACUUGCGCCAACGACAGUGCGGUCCCAGCGGACACUCUGCGCUUUGGAUCAUACUAG